AUGUCGUCAAUUGGAGCAAACUAUGCACAACUACAAGUCAUGCAGAAGAAGCAGAAGGAGAAGAUGAUGAAGAAGCGACUAGAGAAGGAGAGAGAUGCCGGCAUAGAAGCUGGAGAGGGAGACAGAGUUUCUUUGUCCGCUGCCUCUGGAAAGAGUGGUAACAGAAUAUUUCCGGUCAAGUCUUCUCCAUCGACGACAUAUGAAGUAGGAAGACAACAGUAA
This is a messenger RNA of Eruca vesicaria subsp. sativa (arugula), 222 nucleotides long. NCBI's taxonomy places the organism in Eukaryota, Viridiplantae, Streptophyta, Magnoliopsida, Brassicales, Brassicaceae. The record is from the annotation of a GenBank genome assembly.